Mya arenaria is the source of this 4598-nucleotide messenger RNA. RefSeq lists its product as uncharacterized. The record is from RefSeq and is a predicted model, not a curated record. Bases 579 to 1751 code for a protein of 390 amino acids. The transcript is spliced from 2 exons. NCBI's taxonomy places the organism in Eukaryota, Metazoa, Mollusca, Bivalvia, Myida, Myidae.
UCAACUACAUAAAUCAUUGUACUCAAUGGCUUCAAAGCAUAAGACAUCAUUGAAGGACUCGGUGUUAAAUGCCUCUGAAGAGAUACAUGACUUUUCCUGCUCUGUGUGUAAAGAUGACAAUCUCAACAUCGAGGCCAAGUAUUUCUGUGGGGACUGCUCAAAAUAUUACUGUGACAACUGCCUUCCUUUUCAUGCCAAAAUACACAAGCGCCAUGUUGUGUUAGGCCGUAAGGAUGUCGACAAGUGGGUGGGGCAAGAUGAUGCACUGGUUAUGUGCGACCUUCACCCUUCAAAGGUCUUGGAACUGUUGUGUGAGGAUCACGAUGAGCUCUGUUGUCCCCUCUGUGUGUCACUUAACCAUAGGAUGUGCAGAAGCAUCAGCCUGAUAUCUGACCUGGCCAGGGGCAUUCACAAGAUGGCCGACUUCAAGCAGCUUCAAGCCAAUGUUACCAAGGUAACAGACAGCCUCAACCAGGUGACAGAGGCCAGAAAGAAGAACCAAAACACUCUCAAGGUUUCAGGCAAGUCCAUGCUGACAAAGAUUAAGACUCUGAGGUCUUCACUGAACCAGCUGCUAGAUGAGCUUGAGAAAAGGAGUGGAACAAAUGGACAGUGUCCUGGCUGACCUGGAUGAGUCACUACAGAAGGAUAUAGACCACUGUGACCUCCUACAUGAACAGCUCAAGGCGUUACUGGACACUGUCCAAGCCCCAAACAAGGACAGUGAAUCUUGCUCUUACAUUGGUCACAGGAAAUGCCAGGAAAAGAUGGAAGAGGCAAACAAUCUUCUCCAGGAGAUAGCAUCAAAACCAGAGGUGACUGUUACUUUCGAGCCUGAAAGCCAAGCUAAACAACUGCUUUCAGACCUGAAGGCACUGGGAGACAUCAAGAGGUAUUCUAAAGCACAAUUUGAACAAUCGUCUCAACAGAUCAAACCCUCUGGUAUAUCCAACCCGUUCAAGGUGAUAGGAACGAAAAAAUUUGCAGCCACAGUAUCGACAGACAAGAAUGUCUGUGAUAUUCGUGGUAUUAUACAACUUCCAGGAGGAGAUAUUGUCCUUGUAGACUAUAACAAUUGCAGAGUUAAGGUUUUGGACAGCGAAUACAAAGUGACAGACGACUGUGAUCUCCCUAAGUAUCCACAGGAUAUCUGUCACAUCUCAGACCAUCAAGUAGCUGUAGCUGUUGGGUGUUGGGCCAAAAUAUAUGAGGUCCACUUUCUCACAGUGUCACGUUGCACUAUCAAGAUGACCAGAAAGUUCUCAGUUGACCUUGAGUGUAACUCCAUCAGCCACUAUGAGGGCAAACUGUAUGUGGGCUCCCUCAAUGCCCUGUACCUCUACACAACAGAUGGUAGCCUGGUCAAGAAAGUAUAUCAAGACACAUCUGCCAAAGUAACAGUGAACCACUUUGCCUUGAGCACGGAUGGCAGCAAAAUAUACAUACCAGUCUCCAGCCACCAAAAGAUCGUCACAAUUGACACCACAGGCAACAUUUUGGCCACUCUCCAGGACCCUGACCUGGACUGGCCUUACAGUGUACAUGUGAGUGAGGGUGGGCAUGUGUUUGUGUGUUCACUGACUUCCCAAACAGUGGUGCAGAUUGACCAUGAAGGCAGGAAGAAGCUGGCCACACUGGUCAGGAAGGGAGAUGGCAUCUACAAUCCACAGGCAGUCUGGUACAGCACCCACACAGGCAGGCUUAUUGUUGGGGGACAACAAAAUGACAUUCUAGUGGUGGAACUACAGUAGAAACUGUCAGUGGUUGAUAUAAGAUACACUGUAAUUAGAACAUGACAUGAAUAAGUCCUGAAAUAUAUCAAUUGUAAUUAUUAGUAUGUACAAAAAUAGGAUCAACUAUUUACAUUUCACUUCAUUUCAAAUGUUUGAUUAAUUACAAUAUGAAGGAUACUAAUUAAUCGCUUCAUACAAUGUGCAUGAGUCUCGUUCUAACAUCAAUGUCAGGAAGUUGUAUAAUGCAAGUAUCAGUGACGCAUGAUGAAAUUUUCGAAUGUGUUGCCAUGAAACGUGCGCCUAUGGUGAAUGGGUAAAAGUACCUAUGAAGGCUUUUGAUAAGACUGUAGCCAUUAAAUUAAUGACUUUUAAAGGGACUAGACACAAGAUAAAACCAAAUUGCAAAAAGAAAAGAAAAUCAUUGAAACCUUUAAUAGAAUUCACAAUUUGAGGCAGAUUUGUUGAUUUUUUUUUUAUUCAUAAAUUAUAAAAAGUACAAAAGGAAGAAAUAAUUUUCAUGAUAAUUGAAUGAUUUAAACUUUGUUUUACUCUGGGGUGGAGAACACAUGCUUCUGUUCAUGCCAAGUUGUCUUUAGUUCACCAAGCGUGUGUGUGAUAUUGUUUCUCAUAUGCCUCCAUCUAAUAUUUGAAAAUAUAAUUAUGUGACAGUUCUUCAUUAUAAACACAUAUAAAUAUUCACAUGCUAACCAGAAACCAAAUUUAAAACUUGAAUAUGGUGGGUACUCAGUGAUUUUUUUUCACUUUUUUUGUGAAACAGACCAUGCCUUUUCUUUUGUGAAAUUUUAGCGCAUUAAAGUUCAAAAUUGUGAAAUAUUAACAAAACAUUAAAAUCUUAAUUCUGAAAUACAAUAGUGUUAUAAUCAAACAUACAGCCUGAUUUAGUGUCUGUAUUAACAUUAGAAGGAUAAAAGACAACAAUGAAACAUUGAUAGUUGCAUAUUUAUUAAAUGCAAAGAGUUACAGAUAACAGCUUUGUAGAUUCUUGAUUUACAACUUCCUAUUCCUGUAUCUUUUGAAACUGUCAACAAGACGUUCUAAGGUUUCGUCAUCUAGAUCAUGUUGAAGUUACAGCAUGAUAUGAGGUACACAAAAGUGAACUGAUGAGGCCAAAAAAAAAUAUAUGUGUGUUUCAGGUUACAUGAUCAAAAAAAAUAGGGACGGUAGGCAGGCUUUUUUUUUUUUUUUUUUUUUUUUUAUACCGUCACAUAUUUGGUAUCUUUGACAACUACUAUAUGAUGCCAUUAAAGAUGCCAUUUUUUCGAUGUUUUGAAUAUUUUAUAACAUUAUAAUAAUUUAAUUGGUGCACUUUCAGGACCAUACAUGUACAAUAUUUAAAUGAAGACCCAUACAACCAAUUACAGCAAACCAAAGGAAACAAGAUGCUGCACAUGUUUAUGUUUGUCAGUUUCUGUUAGGACGUCUGUGGAAACACCAAAUUAGUACUAUUAUCCUGUCAUUUUUCUUGCUAAAAGAUUAAUAUUAAAAACAAACAACUUGUAUUUUUAUUUCUUUGUUUCUUUAUUACUAUCAAUAAACCAACACUGUGAAAUCAGAAAGGCUUAUUUUAUCCAUUAACCCUUGACUCCAUGUAUGCUACAUUUAAAAAAAAAUGCAUUGUAUUCUAAUUUUGAUCACUCUUGCAAAUAUUAUCGAAAACUGAGCAUUUGCUCCUGAGGAGCAAAUGCUCCAUUUCCCAUAUUAUUAAAUACAAAACAUUCAUAAUAAUUAAUUGGAAUUUUAUGGGAAAAAAUAAAAUGCCAAUUAUGAAUGUUUUGUAUUGUGUUUUUAAUGUUAAAUAUUAUUAUUAAAGGAUUAAAUGUAGAGUCAGUAAAAUAUACAUUUAGCUUUCAUGCAGCUUUGUCAAAGAUAUAUAGCCCUAACUCCAGUUACUUGAUAAGGCUGUGCACAGUAUUUCACACUUCACAAUUCCAACACAAGUAUAUGUUAUUAAUUCAAACAAAAAGGGUAUGUGUUGCUUUCAUACAUUUAAAAAACAAUGCAGCUUUCUGCAAAAUAAAUGGAAACUCAAAGAAAUAUACAUUGUCAAACUAGGGCCAUAACUUUCCUAAUAGAAAUUUGUCUACCUACUCUUUACUCCAGCCAACAUAUUAGAAGCCUUAUCAAAUGGGGUUUAAUCCUAUUUAUUUGAUUUCUGUUAAUCUUUUUGACACUUUUUGAACUCUUAGAAUGCUGCAUUUAUAGCAAUAUUACAAAUUGCGACAAAACCGAAAGCAAGUUUAUUUUUAGCGCGUAAACGUCAUUACGAAAUUUGCAUAUCACGUGACUUUCCGACAACAUAAAAUUCUAUGAUUUGCAUAUUUAAAACUAACACGAUAAUUAUGCAACAACAAGGCUGUUGAGCUAAAUAUUAAAAUUGUUUGCUAAUAAGAGACAUAACAGUUAAAGGAUGUCAUUGUUUAUCCGUGAAAGCAAUAAAAUUCUGCAAUAAUUAGCGAGGUGUUGACUGGGCCGUGACUGCUUGCCCUAAUUAUCGGAUUAAUUUUUGUUGUCGCACCAGCAGAUGCGCUUGAUUUAUGACAGUGACAGAAUCGAUUAUCAUGCAGGCCGCAUGGUCACCACUUACGUCAUUUUAAGAAAAUAUUUUAGAAAAAAAUCGUUGUCGCCAUAAAUUCGCCAAAUUUGAAAAGUUGUCGCCACUUUUGCGAUUUUGUCGCAAAUGGCGACAAUGGCGAUCGCCAGCGGGAACCCUGACAGUUAACUCCGCUUAUAACCAUAUUGACAUACCUCAAAAUUAUCAUCGUUAUAUCGGAAUUAUUAUCAUUAAAAGCGAAACAUUUAAUUUUAUAUUUGAGUCACUAGCAGAGAUAAAAUACACACUCUGAA